Messenger RNA from Soboliphyme baturini, 246 nucleotides. The record is from the annotation of a GenBank genome assembly. Lineage: Eukaryota; Metazoa; Nematoda; Enoplea; Dioctophymatida; Soboliphymatidae.
AUGACAGACGAGCGCUCUCAUGCGCCGUCCGCCGACUCGGUGUGUGUCCAAGUGGCGGCGAGGUGUCCCCGGGACUCAGAGCCAGUCGAAGCGAAGCGAAGCGACACCAGGCCCCGGCCGGGCCAAGCGUCUCGUUCAACCGAAGCCAAACCCCAACCGUCAACAUUCGACAACCGACUCAUUCUACCUCCACUGGCGACAAAGUUCGUGAAAGAACACGUCGUCGACGAUGCCAAUGACCGUUGA